UGCCCAACUGUCAUGCAUUGAGCAAUGGCGAUCAACGUUAACGAUCUGUAUUAUCAUGGAUUACGGGGAUAUCGACGCUGAAUUGCUGAAAUCUGCUGAAAUCUGUUGAUAAAGUUUUCUCGGAGGAGAUGCGUGCGUGUUGGGGUGUCGUCUGAUUGUUAGCACUGAGCAGACGACAUCGGUUUUGGCGGGAAAACGUCAGCUCAUGAACCUUUGUCGACCUGGAUGCGAGUGAUCUUGUUCAAGCGAAGUGAUUAAGAUUGUAUUGGGGAGUUGGGAGAUUCGCUGACGGCUUAAUGCUGAGGAUUCUGCCCGGUGUGUGCAGGUGGAAUUAACAUUGCUUUCAUAGACGGGAACAUGGAGUACGAAAAGAAUGUGAAAAGAGACAUGUUUCCUACAGGACCUUAGGAACAAUGGAAUUCGUUAUGUAGUCUGGGAAUAAUUGCUGAGGCGAUCACUAGAUCUGGACGGCAGUAAUCUGCUCCUCGUAGCGUCGCGAAGGAGGCUGCAGUUGGAUACCUGGCUACACGCGACCAGUUGCUUUUGGAUAACCGGCGAGGAUGGAUAUUUCUUGAAGCGAAGGAUUCACCUGUUAAUGGCUUGAAAGUAGCGGUUGAACAAGUUUAGUGAUCUCGUGCUUGGCGGUUCGUCCGCCUUGAGUUGUGUGUACGGUCAGCAGACGACUGUCUCAGCAGACGACACAACGGAGCAGACGACAGCCUCAAGCAGACGACAUCGGCACCGCCUGCACGUGCUGAAUGAAUUCUGACCGCGGUUUGGUUUUCGGAUGGAAAGUGUAAUUUGAUUUUUUUUUUCAAAUAUUCUCUUACGCUCUUUUUUGGAUUAUAUACACAGUUUGGAGUUCCACUUUGAGGAUGAUUGUGCCCUUCUACUCAAAAGCUUCGAAGUUUGCCUCAUUGAUUUUCUGUAGUGCUGGUGCAGGUUCGUGAUAGUAGCUGGAGCGAUAGGGAGUGUAAAGGACGAUCUUGUAUAUCGUGUCUUUGUGUUGAUUCCGAUCAUUCUCACGGGGAACACGAUAGGUUGUUUAUGAGGAUAGUCGUGGGAGGUAUUUCAAUGGAUUAUUCUGUCCCGUAAUUCUCAUCACCAGUCUAUAAGGAAGGCCUGUCUCCCGAUGGCUCCUCAGGGACGGAGGUACCUAGCGCAGGGAAGCUUUCAGAACGGAAAGGGUACAUUCUUGGGCGAGGGCAGUGAAGGGGACACUUCGAAUGACCCACCACCCCCAAGCUCAAGCAGCUGGCCGACCCUUGUUCCACACCUCAAUGACUCCGGCCCAAACCAUCUCCUAAGCCAGAACGAUUCAACUAUGCAUCUGCGGCCCGAUACGGAGAUCUCAACAACGGGAUCCUUGCUAUCAACUGCAGACUUCUUCGACGAAAUAAGUUGGGGGCCUUGGGAGUACCCGUGCGAUGCGAAUGAUUCGUUGUGCUCUUUUAACGUGUCCAUCGGAAAUAGUACAGCGGGGGACGGCGAGGAGCUGAAGUACUGGACUAUAGCGUUGAUCAUUGUGCCACUCUUCACCGUCUUCGGGAACAUCCUCGUCGUUCUCAGUGUGGUGAAGGAAAGAAGUUUGAAAACUGUCACCAACUAUUUUAUAUGCUCUCUUGCCGUAGCCGAUAUCAUGGUGGCAGUUUGCGUGAUGCCGCUUGCUAUAUAUUUAGAGGUGAUGAGUGGCAUAUGGUUGCUAAGUGACAUACUCUGCGACGCCUGGGUCGCUGCUGACGUCAUGGCAUGUACAGCUUCCAUCCUCAACUUAACCGCCAUUAGUGUAGAUAGAUUCAUCGCUGUAACUCAACCGAUCAAGUAUUCGAAGCAUAAAAACUCUAAACGUGUGUUCAUUAUGCUUGCAAUGACUUGGAUUAUAUCUGUUGCGAUCGCCGCGCCUAUUGCGUUGGGAGUCAACUACUCCGACAAACGCAUUGCCGGUGUGUGUGCAUUCUUUAACUCGGACUUCCUCAUAUAUUCAUCCAUGGGUUCAUUCUACAUCCCUUCACUUAUGAUGAUAUUUCUCUAUUGGAGAAUAUACCGGGUGUUGAGGCAGAGAGCAAGGAAGGCCAUGAGAGCCAAAAAGAUCAAAACUGUAGAUAAACGAACGCUCCAGAGUGUCAUAGAAAAUACUCAGGCCACGCAGGCCCCGUCGGAGCCCACGGUAACCACGGGGCUGGCUCGGAUGGAUAACGGUAAAGUAGCAUCUUAUAACACUAAUAAAUCUCAUAAACUGGCGCCUCCGGUUGUGGACGAUACGUCGGUUACAAACGUUCCUUCCGCGUCGGACUCCCAUUCCCAUGACAACGAAGAUGAAAGCGGAGGGAACGACGGCAGCGGGCCCAAAAGUCCUGGGUCCGAUGACGGUAUAAUCCACAACGAUGAUGUAGGAGGUGAGCUCAUAGCCAAUCCCGUAGCGGAAGCUAUGGAGAAACAGGAAGCUGAUGGACUUGCUACUACUUCCGGUCAGAGUGCUGGAACGGAAGCAGAAACGCCCUUCAAUUCACCUGGUGCUUCAAAAGGGUCCACGCCAACGAAACGUCGAUCUAGUGGUCGUGCCGCGGGAGCAGCCGGACCUAAAAAUCAGAAGGAAAAUCACAAAAAGGGUGUGACAAAAUUUAAUUUUCAUAUGAGGACUAGUCGGAAACGAAAGGAGAGAUCGUCAAAUAAACGUGAGAGAAAAGCCACGAAGACGUUAGCAAUUGUUUUAGGUGUAUUUUUACUUUGCUGGUGGCCUUUCUUUACACUUAACAUUAUCAACGCCAUCUGCAUACGAUAUGACCUUGAAAAUCACCCUGUGUGUAACCUUGACCCAAUGUUAUUUAGCUUUUUUGUGUGGUUGGGUUACAUGAACAGUUUUUUGAACCCUGUUAUCUACACAAUAUUUAACCCUGAAUUUCGAAAGGCUUUCAAGAAACUGCUUGUUCAACCAUGCAAAUAACUGGACUGUGACCUUGAACUUUGAAAAAAUGUGCCCUUCACCUUGCUAUGACCUGACGCUGCUCCAGAUGACCCCUGUUGCAGUGAAAAGGGCCAAGUGAUCUGGAAUGGUUCUUGUCCAAGAAUAAUCAUGUUUGUGUGAAUUCAUCAUGGGGAAUCAACCAGAGACUUAUUUGAAGGUCAUGCCAAAUGGACAUAACUGCCUGACACCUUAGCUGUAUGGACACUUAUGGUUGAGGAACAUGAAUCUGUGUUAGUGUUAUACUAGAAACUAGUAUAGUAUGGGCAAUUAUGCAUUCGUUUGUGGAUCCAGAUUUGCCAUGACUGCCGUCACCACCUGCUAAUAAUGCAGGACUGUUGUUCUAACCUUCAGACUUGCAUUUUGUUAUGACAAUACAUGGAUGUAAGGUUGGAGUUGCAUAUUUGUACGAUUACCAGUUACAUUUUUAAGUUAUGUGAAAAUGCAUCAUCAAAUGGCAUAUAUUUGAAUGAAAGUAUUUGAACUUGUUUGAACAACGCUUGGAGGCAGAUAUUUACUAUUCAUAAAGGUAACAUAUCAUUUUGUUAUGUAAACCAGUUCCCUGGGUGUGGACAACAACAUAGAAAUCUUCAUACAUCAGGCUUCACGAUGUUUUUCAAACAUGACGGUUAUAUAAACUGUAGAUGAAUGAAAUGAAUUGCCGAAAUAGAUAAGUCCAAAUAGAACCAUGAUCGCAGUUCGAGUAAUGAGAAAAAUGAAAUAAUGACAAUUCUUUCAGCGAUCAAAGCUUCCUACUAGUUAAAAGGGACAUUUUGUUAUGUUUAAUAUGAUAAAUGCCUCCAGUGUUGUUACAUGCGUCAUAUCUUAUAAGGUGGACCCCUUCCUGGUAUUGAUUUGAGAAAUGUACAAAUACGUGUUCAUAUAUGAAAUAUAUGCCAUUUGAGGGAUAAUUGUUUUUCGUUGUUUAUGGUUUAUUUGUCUAUAGUCUACACAUAUUCUACAUGAACGGUCAUGUUUCGUCCUAGAGUUAAAUGCAAUCGUAAUAACCCAACAAUCCAUGGCAUUUGCUCAAAUGAAUCACGUCAUAAGAGGAUCAAGCAAUAUUUUUCUAAGGAAGCAGGACAUAGCGUGUCAAUAUCACCAGUGUUGUUCAUAGACAAUGUGUCAUUGUUAAUCAUCAUAUAUACUCAUCACCUUCAGAGUUGAUAGUAAAGAUGGAUAAAGAUAGAAUUGCUUCAUAAGUAGACCGUAUAAGAGCAUGGGAUAAGACAGUGUGUAGACACAUAAAACUGGAUUACAGGGUCUGCACACUCUUACAUCGUGCAAGAGAAGGUUAUGCCGUGAAAUUUAUUCUCUUUCCAGGAAAUGGUAUGAGCAUGAGGACAGGCUGUUCAGAAAAUUGAAUUGCCAUUUUGUUAUUGUUAUGGCAUGUCCACUUAUAUGAUGUAUGCCAUAUUACAAGAUCAAGUACAACACAAUGGAAAACAAUACCUGCUUGCACAAUUCUUCUGUAUUAACAGCAAAUACGCCUUUGUCAUAAUGGCCUUAGCUGACUUUUCCAAAUAUUGGAAGGAAAUCAAAAAAGGAAAAUCCAAAACAGGACAUAUACCAAAAUGUCUUGUUUUCGGUUACACUCUUUUUGCUGUUAUGUAAAUUGAAUAGAUAUAUGUCAUUUGUAUUCAGGUAAUGUUUAUCAGGUAUAAAUUGUUAACAUAGUUAAUAUAUUGUUAAUUAGGAGAAUGUAUAUAUACAAAGCUGGACGAUUUAAUUAACCUCACACUUCUCUCUGGUUCAUAGAUAGUAUUGACUAAGCCAUGCAGUGAUGAGACACAGUGAUCUCAUGUUUAGAGAUUAAGUAACUCUUUGGAGAGGUACAUGAGAAAACUGUAUUCGAUACAGUGUUUGUUAGAUUGAAAGUUUAAUAAUAUCAAUUGUUAGUGGUUAAGAGGGUAAUGAUGUGUCAUGAACGAUGCCAUUGGGGAUUAAUAUGAUGCUCUCCUGUAAUUCUCUCUACCAACAGCCAUGGUUAGGGCAUGGACAGGUAUUGAAAACAGGAGGUAGAGAUGUGUUUGAAUGCAUUCAUACAUUGUGGUGUUAUAUCGGCUGUGAUAUAUAUCAUAUUAUAUGUAUAUAUCAUCUAGUUUCAGUCAACAUAUCAUCAGUCCCCCUUCCUGACUGACGACCCCGGGUCAGAGGGGGACUGAAAAUAUGUUUUGCACGUGCAAAAUGUCCCAAAUGUUUCUCAAGCAUGUUUUGCACGUGCAAAAUACAACUGAAAGACUAAAAUCAUAUUUGGCACGUGCAAAAAUCUUACUGCUUUGGACCAAAGCUAUGUAUAUGUUGCACGUGCAGAUGUAACAGUCAAACAGUUGUGUUUUUUAUGUAUUUCAGGUGCAAAAUUUCGCAAUGAAAAUUAAAGUUUUAUUGCAUUAACAAUAAUAAUUUCAAGACAUAUAUACAGGUACAGUAUCCUCCCAGUACCUACAUUGAAGAAAUAUCACUUGAAAUGUACAAUAAAUAUUUAGAAAGGCCAAAAAUCUAAACGGUUACAUUGUGAUUUAUUAAGUUAAGUCACAUGUAAACUACAUUACCCCCAAACUAAACUGCAUUGGUAACAUUGGCCAAAUGCACAUUUUAGUAUUGAUGACAUUGAUUGCCAGUAAGUUAAACUAAAAUCCCAUGAUGAGACUCUUGGGUGCGCUGCGAAAUAUGUCAUUCAAAUCCAUUUUCAAAUUUUAUUUAAAAACUAGUUAUUCCCCUUGAUAGGCUGUCUUUGUUGUCAACUGCACUCUGUAACUGACAACAACGUUGUUGACUGCAUACAGGUUCUUGCUGGAAUGCGAGUAUCCUGUGCUUUUCUUGACUCUUCUAACUCCCUGUUUGUACUUCAAGACUACAACAGGCACAUGCGCUUAUCGUUCACGUUUAAGAAUAAAAUAAUGUUAUAUAAA
This is a messenger RNA of Haliotis rubra (blacklip abalone), 5874 nucleotides long. Its product is annotated as D(2) dopamine receptor-like. The record is from RefSeq and is a predicted model, not a curated record. Gene Ontology annotation, cellular component: membrane. Gene Ontology annotation, molecular function: dopamine neurotransmitter receptor activity, coupled via Gi/Go; G protein-coupled receptor activity. Gene Ontology annotation, biological process: adenylate cyclase-activating adrenergic receptor signaling pathway. Bases 1133 to 2944 code for a protein of 603 amino acids. NCBI's taxonomy places the organism in Eukaryota, Metazoa, Mollusca, Gastropoda, Lepetellida, Haliotidae. The transcript has 9 exons.